AUGACCAGCAUUCUCUCGCUUCUUUACAAGUUGUCGCUCUAUCGCCGGGCAACCAGCACCUCACAGCAAAGCGAGUCAGGAUGGCGAUUUGGUAAUCAACACGAGGAAGAAAAAUUUGGAAGUAAAGAUAAGGAAACCCUGAAAGUUUCAUCUGUGAAUGUCUGCUCUGGUCAGGCAAUUCCAAGGCGAGCUCAGCCAAUGACGGAGCCACAUGAGACUGUUAACUCUUCUUCCUGCACCAAUUCAUUGUCUGCAAUUCGAACUGUUCGCGAGGCAUUUUCUUCCCCCUCACCCUCUGCGUCAUCUGCCUCGUCAACUGCUUCAUCUUCUUCUGCUUCUUCAUCCCGAUCCUCGUCGGCUUCUACGAAUGGGCAUCAUCUUCUUCUCGAAGCCGAGCUUGCCUCGGAGGAGAUAAUCUCGGCAUCAAUUGCAUUGACCACAGACCUUGAGGACUUAUCUCGAUCUGAAAAACGUGAUUCUGGAAUAUCUUGUACUACAAACAGUGGCCAUUCAUCCAGUGGUUUCUGUAGCAAAGCCGAGACCCCUUGUUCAACUUCCAGGUGA
Messenger RNA from Protopolystoma xenopodis, 564 nucleotides. The record is from the annotation of a GenBank genome assembly. NCBI's taxonomy places the organism in Eukaryota, Metazoa, Platyhelminthes, Monogenea, Polystomatidea, Polystomatidae.